Rubroshorea leprosula is the source of this 753-nucleotide messenger RNA. The record is from the annotation of a GenBank genome assembly. NCBI's taxonomy places the organism in Eukaryota, Viridiplantae, Streptophyta, Magnoliopsida, Malvales, Dipterocarpaceae.
AUAUAUAUAUAUAUAUAUGUAGUGACUAAGGAUUAAACCCUAAACUUAUGACUAAAAAUACAAGUAACUCUACAACUAAAACCCAUAGAUGAUAGUGUUACAUGUUGUUCUUCUAACUUUUUAAAAUUUUGGUUUAAUGAUGUCAAUAGAUGAAAACCAUCGUAUGGAUCAUUUACAAAAUCCAUACAUGAGAAACCUUCUCAACAAAAAGGUGAUCCUAAAUCCUGAUGUAAAAUCUGGAGGUCUUCAACAAGUUGUUAUUAGUGAUUUAUAGAACAUUUAAGCAUGUCAAGAUUCAAAGUUCUUCACCGCUACCUUCAGAUUCCAUGGCCUUCAAACUUUCAGCCAUCAUUCGUUCCCUAUUUGUCUUUCUACAGCAACCAUAUACAGGCCUACAAAAGCAAGAAAUCAUGGUAACUAUCAGCAUAAGCUAUGUAUGGCUGAGAACACAUUUAUGAUGAUUGAUGAAAAGACUGAAUAUCUGAUAAUAUUGGCUUGACAAUCAUCGAAAUAAAAGCAAAAUACUCAAAAGAAAGGUAGAAUUGCAUAUUGAUUGCACUUCCAAUUGCACACACCCAGAGAAUCGUUAUGGACCACUUAUCUCCAAUUACUCCUCUGGUUCCCAUAUCUCCAAUACUUUGGCUGCAAAAAUUAAUAAAAUUAUUUUAAGUAAUAUUCUCAUUCUUGAUUCUACUUCUACACAUUGUUGCCAAGUCUGAUAAAGUCGGGUUUAAGUAAAGAUUCACUUUCCUA